Messenger RNA from Scheffersomyces stipitis CBS 6054, 930 nucleotides. RefSeq names its product shikimate dehydrogenase family protein. The coding region runs from base 1 to 930 and encodes 309 amino acids. The transcript has a single exon. Gene Ontology annotation, molecular function: shikimate 3-dehydrogenase (NADP+) activity. Gene Ontology annotation, biological process: chorismate biosynthetic process; shikimate metabolic process. Lineage: Eukaryota; Fungi; Ascomycota; Pichiomycetes; Serinales; Debaryomycetaceae. The record is from RefSeq and is a predicted model, not a curated record.
AUGACGCUAUCCACGGAUGUGAAACGGUCCGAACCCUUGGAGAUCAAAUUAUUUGGCGAAUCCAUCCAGCACUCCAGGGCCCCGUUGCUCCUCAACUACGUCUUCUCCAAGUUGGGCUUCAAUUGGAGGUAUGGCUUGUUGGACAGCAGUGAUAUUCCCGAGUUCGAACGGUUCUUGUACUCUGAAAGCUGUGCUGGCGCAGCUGUUACAAUGCCCAACAAGGUCAGGAUGUUCGAUAAGGUGAAUACUGUGGACGAAUCUGCCAGAGUAGUAGGAGCCAUCAAUACAAUCUACUUGCGAAACGACAACGAUGGGAACAAAUUAUACAUUGGUACUAAUACAGAUACAAUAGGCAUCAGAGAUUCAUUCUUACUAAAUGCCAAAGGUAUUGUGGCCACAUCGAAGAAACUAGCAAAACCCGGAUUGGUGUAUGGUGGAGGAGGUGCAUGCCGUUCAGCAAUAUAUGCUUUGCACGAAUAUUUCCACUGCUCCACUAUAUAUGUGGUCAACAGAUUUGCUCUGGAAGUGGAAGCGGUACGCGAAUCAAUGGUUCUGGCAGGUUUCCAAGGUAAAAUUGUCCAUAUAGAGAGCCCAGAACUGGCACAAGCCGUGGAAUCGCCAUUGCUUAUAGUGAGCACCGUUCCGGAUUUUGCACCCAUUACUGAGGAAGAGCUUUUGGCCAGAAAAACAAUACAAGUUUUUCUAGAGUCGAAGACGAAAGGCACUAUUCUUGAGAUGUGCUACCAUCCCAAGCCAUCCACAAGACUUUUCAAGGAGUUCGAGGCUAGUGGUUGGAAAGUGAUUUCAGGCAUCGAAGCCAUGAUCUACCAGGGUCUUGCCCAGCUGGAGUUGUGGACUGGGACCACCCUUCCGGAGAGUAGCAUUAGGGAGACAAUAGAGUAUGUCUACAAGAUAAUCGAAAAAGAGUAG